This is a messenger RNA of Ustilago hordei, 4008 nucleotides long. RefSeq lists its product as uncharacterized. Gene Ontology annotation, cellular component: intracellular membrane-bounded organelle. Bases 1 to 4008 code for a protein of 1335 amino acids. The transcript has a single exon. NCBI's taxonomy places the organism in Eukaryota, Fungi, Basidiomycota, Ustilaginomycetes, Ustilaginales, Ustilaginaceae. Gene Ontology annotation, molecular function: phosphatidylinositol binding. The record is from RefSeq and is a predicted model, not a curated record.
AUGAAUCAACCAGCUCACGCCGAGCAGCCUGGCGCUGCUCAAAUCAACCAUACCAACCUGAUAUUGACGGCGCUUACCGCUGGAUCGGGCCUUGCUCUGCUGACGAUUGGACUAUGGAAUGCCAUCCUCGUCUUGGCGGUGGCUUUGCUGCUCAUCUGCAAUCCUUGGGUGCGCACAUUGCUCGAGCUGCCUAGCACUGACGGUAAGCGUAGUCUCAGCACCUUUGACCCUGCCCGAUAUCUUCUAUCCUAUACCUUCAACGGAUCACCUGCGGAUCAGAAGGAUGCAUCCCAGGACGAGUUUGCGGCUAGCACCGAUGACGAUCCACUCCUACGGACAGACCAGCUUCUUGCGCUGACAGUGAUGCCCGAUCCACUUCGCGAGAGCAGCCAAAUCAUGAUACGCUUCGUUGUCCGCGACUUUGUUCAAGGAUGGUAUGACAAUCUUACCUUUGCUCAUCCCAACUUCCCCAUCUCUGCCGAGGCCAACGUCUCUCACACUGCUGCUAGCAUCUACCUUCGUUCACGCCAGCUCAAAGCCACCAACACUGCUGCAGAGAUCCUGCUCACGGUACAAAGUGUUCUGCUCUCUUCGCUUCGUCGACGUCGUGCUUCCACCCAAUACGCUUCAGGCGCUGCCUCCUCGGCGCGCUCCACCUGGCCAAGUACGGCCGCUCGCGUCGACGCUCUUCGUAAAGCGGUUCGCAAGCUCCUCUCACGCAACCUUGCGCACGCAGAACGCUCCAGUCCCAUCGUCAUGCUCCUUCUCACCGAGAUCUUGGCCAAGCAAGCCUGGCAGGUCGUGCAGAACAUUGGCGAUCCCGACUUUAUCAACCAGAAAAUCGUCGAAUGGGCCGAGCCAGCUUCGGAAACCAGCUUGGAAGGCCAGGCCAUCUCGCCAGAUGAGCUUGAGCGUCUCAAGUCGCUCGAUACUGCUGCUCUCAACGAUCAAGCCGCAGAAGCUUUGCAGACUCGAUCUGGCGCCACUGAGGAGACCGCUUCAGCAGAACACGCCCACUCUGUGCCAUCUGCAGCUGUACCACAACCAAAGCAAGCUUCAUCCACUGCGCUAUCUACCGCAUCUGCCGAGAAAACAGUAGACCCUCGCACCGCGUAUGUACCUGCACCGCGAACUACAACUGGCCCGCCCCAUCGACCUCGGCCGCGCGUCACGCCGCCGAGGAAGUCCAACAACACAGGUCCGCUCUCAGCACUUGGCGGCUUCGCUACCGGCGCAUUGGGCGCUUUGGCGGAUGCAGCAGAAAGGGCAGUCGAUGUAGUUGGUGGUACUGUGGAUGAGUUCGGAAACCUUCUCAUGGUCCCGGCGGACCCGUCUUCGCGCAACCAGACCAGCAUGAGCAGUAGCGCCAAUGGGAGUGCAACAUCUUCUCCUCGUAGGCGUCAUGCACUUCUCGCCGAGACGGAGCAAGACGGACUUGCUCAGAGCACAACAUCCCAAACCAGGAGCGUAUCGAACCGGAACACAGACAGCUCGGCGCCCGCAUACCACCUCGACAUGCCCUCAGGCGUUGAUGUGCCACCACUCCCCACCUCACUCAGACAGAGUCUCAGAGACAACAACCAACACUCCGAGCAAACAUCAGCGCACACAGCCAACGUACCUCCCAGCUCCAGCACGUCAUCGGCCAACAUCAACAACGCGCGUGCAUUCGAGAUCCCCGACACUCCCGAGAGGCGGUCAAUGGAGGCGCCUUCAAUCGUCGCCCCUGCCCCUGUCUCCGCCGCUCUCAACUUUGCCGCACGCGACAGCUUCUCCAUCGAUGAGAGCCAAGAAGACCAAGAAGCUUCGCUGGCCGCCAUGCACGGUCUUCUCUCUGAUCGCACCUCUUCCGCCUACGAAGCAUUCGAAAAUUUCCUCGAGCAGCCCAACAACCGUUACUGUGCCCCGAGCGAGGGCGAGUCGCUCCUCCGUCUUCAUACUCAGCUCAAUACUCUAGCCAGCAUCAUGGAAUUCGCAACGCUCGAUGAGCAGACCUUCCGCGCCGACGCGAGUACGAUCUUGAGCAAGGCUCUGGAGCAGUUGCCGAUUACGCUGCCGCCGACCCACGACGGACAGCAGCCAGUGCUGGUCCGCAGGAGCGCGCAGCAAGUGUUGACGAAUUUGGAGUGGUGUGCAAACAUGGAUGUGGUCGAGCCGCUAAGGGAGAAUAUCAUUGCAAGGCUAGUGCAGCUGUACAAUGCCUAUCUCGCGAGCACUGGUCAGCAGCGAGCGAAUUUGAGUCAGCCGCAGAGCGCGCAGUCGAGUCCUAACAAAUCUAGAUUCGCGGCAGCGUUGCUAAGGACCGACUCGCCAGAGCCAAACCAACUUCGUGCCUUCCUGGACCGCGAGAAUCAUCCAAGCUUUUCAAGUACGGACUCGGAACGACAAGCUUUCCGCUACGAGCCUCGAAGAAAGACCACAGCACCCACUCCGGGUGUCACGUCGCUGCAGCCAGGAGCACAAACACCGCCUCGUGCGCCUUCUGUCCCGCCUCCACCGGGUGGAGCGCCAGUCAUGGGCCCACCAGCGGGCCCGUCAAGACCGAUGUCGGUACCUCCUCGAGUGCCCUCUGCGCCACCGAGACCGCAGCAGAUGGUGUUUCAGGGAGCAGCUUCUUCCUCGCCCUCACACGUUCAGAGGAGCAGCACCGAUCUCUCCCCCACCCAAGCAGAGUUUCAUUCCAGCGUUGACAGCAUCCGCGGCUCAGCAUUAACCAGCACCAUCAUCAGCGUCACUGAUAUCAGUGCAAACGCGGAAAGCAACAAAUCAGUCGAUCUGCGCACCUUCGAGGUGAUGAUCUCGGUCGAAGGUACUGCCGAUGCUGGCAGCUCAAUGACGAGUCCGGAUGGCUUUGUGCUUGUCAGGCGAUGGCACGAAUUUGAACAGAUGGAUAUCGAGAUUCAGCGCCAGCCACGCUCGAGCAACCCUUUGCCGCGCUUGCCGACAGUCAAGGGGAGAAGGAGUCCAGAGGUCUGUCGCAUCCUCGAAGCAUACGUGUAUGAGCUAUUGCUGCCAGGCAAUAGAGCGCAACUGGCUAACGUGGCUGGUGCGACGAGGUUCUUUGACAGGACGAGAGCUGGCGCGUCAGCAGAAGACUUGCGCAGGAAGGGUGGUCCAGGCGCGUUCCUCGGUGGCAUUGGCAAGGGUAUUGUCAGUGGUGUUGGGAUGGUCGGAAAGCAGGCAGCCAAAGCAGGUGGCACGGGAAUGCAGGCGUUGUCGACCUCGACUUCGACGAGUGUGCGUAAUGGAGCUGGCGAUGCGAGUGCGGUGUGUGUUCCACCGCUUCAAUCUGGCUCGACAUCCGAAGCCGCUGCGCGAAUGCCAGAGGCUGCAGCUACUCGCUUUGUGCCCAGUUCACCUGUCGUCGAUUCUGCUUCGAGCCCCACCUCAACAUCUGUCUCUGGCACGAACUCAUCUUUACCUUCGCCAUCUUGUCGACCACGGGACGGCACCUCCACUAGCCAGCUCCCAUCCGGCACUGUACCGCCUACACGCACAGCAUCCGAACUUUCCGCUCGGCAUCUUGACAUGCUUCUUUCUUCUAUCUUUGCGGUCGCGGAUGAAGCCUUUAAUCUUCAAGGUGGCUGGACACUUCGUCGUGGCAUGCUUCGUGUGCUCGAACAAGUCGUCCGCACCACCUAUGCCUCCUCCAUCGUUGCUGGGUUCAACGACUCUGCUGCGGGUCUCAAUGUGGACAACUUUGCCAAGUGGAUCGCGGCUCUCACCGAGACCAUGUGGCCGGACGGACGAAGGUGGGGCUCAGAGAUUGGUACUCCGGACGAGAAGAAAGAGCGAACAGAAGAGGAGAAACAGCGGACAGCAGAGAAGGCGAGAGAGAUUGUGGUGUCGUAUGCUCCAGCACAGGCAGGGUAUCUUUUGGGACCAGGAGGUAAAGUAGCAUGUAUCAAAGCACUAGUAGAGGUGCAUGCCACGCUGAUGGAUCCCAUCACAGCAUGUGACCUGGGGUUGACGGUCGUUUUGAAGGCGUUAGAUAUGGCUAGUCGUUGA